AUGGACCCAAGCGUUCCCACUCUGGAGCUGUCGGGGGUCUUGAUCGGCGGGGUGGCCUGGCUCUGCUCGCUGGCCACCACCCUGAUGCCCACCUGGCUGACCCUCUCCACCGAGCUGCUCCCCACGGAGACAUACGAGCUGGGUCUGUGGAAGACCUGCGUGGUCCAGGACCUCGGGCCCCUGGAGUGCCGGCCCUACAACAGCCUCCUGGGUCUGCCGCCGGACAUCCGAUUGGCCCGGAUCCUCAUGUGCGUGACACUGGCGUCCGGGCUGCUGGCCCUCCUGCUGGCCGUCCCCGGCAUGCACCGGGUCAACGCCUGCCCCGGCCCGCCGGACGACCGCCGGCGCAAGUGGGCCCUGAAGAUGGCGGCGGGGGCGCUGUGCCUGGCGGCGGGGGUCCUGGGCCUGAUCCCGGUGUCGUACGUGGCCCACCUCACGGUCCUGCGGUUCUUCGACCAGUCGGUGCCGCAGGCGGCGCCGCGCUGGGAGUUCGGGGCCGCUCUGUUCUGCGGCUGGACGGCGGGAGUCCUUCACCUGGCGGCGGGAACGCUGCUGCUGACUUCCUGUUUGCGUCGGCAGGCGGACGCCGGUUACGCGCCGGCGCCCGUCCCCCUGGCGAGGGCGAAGCCGAGGCGACGGACCCCCAUCGGGACCAGAACCGAGUACGUCUGA
Cyclopterus lumpus (lumpfish) is the source of this 672-nucleotide messenger RNA. RefSeq names its product putative claudin-24. Bases 1 to 672 code for a protein of 223 amino acids. Gene Ontology annotation, cellular component: bicellular tight junction; plasma membrane. Gene Ontology annotation, biological process: bicellular tight junction assembly; cell adhesion. The transcript has a single exon. Gene Ontology annotation, molecular function: structural molecule activity. Lineage: Eukaryota; Metazoa; Chordata; Actinopteri; Perciformes; Cyclopteridae. The record is from RefSeq and is a predicted model, not a curated record.